Molecule: messenger RNA, 1416 nt
Organism: Mangifera indica (mango)
Lineage: Eukaryota; Viridiplantae; Streptophyta; Magnoliopsida; Sapindales; Anacardiaceae
Product: peroxisome biogenesis protein 16
Exons: 8
Coding region: 124-1233 (369 amino acids)
Biological process (GO): peroxisome organization
Cellular component (GO): peroxisomal membrane
Source: RefSeq, a predicted model, not a curated record
AAGAUUACAAAGUAACGUCUCUCACUCUCUUUUGAUUCCUAAUCCUCUGCAGGUUCUCUCCCUUACCCAGAAAAGAACAGAAUAGAUAAUUUCUUGGUCGAGCAGAAAUUGGGUUGUGAAGAUAUGGAGAUUUAUAAAAGAUGGGUUAGAAGAAAUAGGGACUAUGUGCACUCCUUGGAGUCUCUUGCCAAUGGAUUGACAUGGCUUCUUCCUGAACGGUUUUCUGAGUCAGAGAUAGGACCAGAAGCAGUAACGACUAUUUUGGGCAUAAUUACUGCUCUCAAUGAACAUAUAAUUGAGACAACUCCAACCCAAAACGGCACAAUUUCCCUGGAGCCUUAUACAUUCCCUUAUUCAUUAUGUGUUUCUGCACUGAAGGACUUGGAAACCUUAGUCGAAGUUGUGGCCCAACAUUAUUAUGGCGAUAAUAAGAAAUGGAAUUUCAUUGCUAUUACAGAAGCUACCAAGGUCUUAGUUAGAUUAGCUUUGUUCCGGAACAGUGGAUACAAGAUGCUUCUGCAUGGAGGGGAGACAUUAAAUGUUGAAGAACCUUCAAAUAAUUUGAGUUAUCAGCAUAAAACUGGAAAUCCCUCAAACCCUGGUGGACAUUAUGUGCCUGGUUACUUAAAAAACAAUGGGCUGAACCCUUGGAAUCUAGAAGGAAAGGCUUUGUCUGCUUUGAACAGGUUCGGAGAAAGUGCCAGGAUGGUUUCUGAGCCUGCAUGGUUGCAGAGGAUUCAACGUCAGAAUUCAAUAAUGAAGGCGCAUAAAGCUCCAGUGAUUGAGAGGCCAACCCUUUCAUCACUAUUGUCUGAGAAGGGUAUUUAUGGGGCCUUGUUUGUGAUGGGAGAGGUGCUUUGUAUUACAAGACCACUUAUUUAUGUUUUGUUUAUCAGAAAAUAUGGAAUUAGAUCAUGGAUUCCUUGGUUUCUUUCCCUGGGUGUGGAUUUUAUGGGAUAUAGCUUAGUAUCACUAGUCACGAAUUCAAGACAUGUUGGAAAAGACAGGAAGAUUCAUCUUUCCAUACAUGAAAAGGAUGAGCUGAAACGAAGGAAACUUUUAUGGGCACUUUAUCUCAUGAGAGAUCCAUUCUUUAGCAAGUAUACAAGGGAAAGACUUGAACGUACUGGAAAGCUAUUGGAACCAGUUCCUGUAAUUGGGUUCCUAACAGAAAAAAUCAUAGAGCUUGUUAUGGGAGCCCAAACACGAUAUACUUACAUGUCAGGGUCAUAAGAUGAAGAUCUUUGAGAAUUUGCACUUGACAUUGUACAUCCUGAUGCGGGUUUGAAUUUUUGUUGUUCCGCAUUUUCCUCUUCCCACCCCCCACCCAAGAUACAGGUGAAAUGUGAAAUGGUUGUUUCGGUUUGGAUUUUCGCUGUACCAUUGAUAAAUAAGAAAUACAAUAUUUUUCUUGAA